Messenger RNA from Besnoitia besnoiti, 1059 nucleotides. RefSeq names its product phosphatidylserine decarboxylase. Gene Ontology annotation, molecular function: phosphatidylserine decarboxylase activity. The coding region runs from base 1 to 1059 and encodes 352 amino acids. The transcript has 6 exons. Lineage: Eukaryota; Apicomplexa; Conoidasida; Eucoccidiorida; Sarcocystidae. Gene Ontology annotation, cellular component: mitochondrion. The record is from RefSeq and is a predicted model, not a curated record. Gene Ontology annotation, biological process: phosphatidylethanolamine biosynthetic process.
AUGCUCGAGAAGCCAUUACCUAGCAUGUCACAGAUUCGACCUGUUGCAGACAGUGUCAUCACCAACGAGCUCAUUUCACAGGUCAAGUCGAGAACGUUUCGCCUGCGACAGUUCCUCUUCGGAUCCAUUGAUUCCGAGCUGAUUCGCCUGCAAUCGCCUGAGAAACGGCUCUACGUCUCCAUCAACCAUCUCGCCCCCAGCGACUACCACCGUGUUCACUCGCCUGCCGACUGGACCAUCAAAUUGCAAAUGUACAUCCCCGGCUGCAUUCCCUGCGUCCCGCCUUUUCAGGUGAACCGCCGCACCCUCGAAGAUGGCGCAGUGCUGCAUCAGUACGAGCGGACGUCGUUGGUGGGUCACUGGGACCCUGAAAAGAAAGACGCGAAGCUGUUUUUCUCGGUGACGAUGGUGGCGGCCAUAUUCGUGGGCGGCUUGAAUCUGGCGUGGGAGGAGAACCCUCUUGGCUCUCGGCUGAAACUUGGGCUCUGUUCCGGCUACACGGAUGUCUACGAAAAGCAAGUUCACGUCCCCAUGUGCGCGAGUCAGGAACUCGGCGCGUUCCGCUUCGGAAGCACUGUUGUCACGAUCUUCGAGGCUCCCCCGGACUUCAACCUGACGUCCACUGGACAGUGCUCACACACUUCCGCCGGGCAGCCGCAGGGCUACUUGGGGGGUAACCGAGAGCGGCCGCUGCAGCGGACGUGUGACGCCUAUCGCGGGAACUUCAAAUCCGCAUUCGAGUUCCUGCUGCACAUCAAAGACAAAAGGGAGUACGACGACCAACUGCGAAAAAACACUCUUUUACCCCCGGAGUGGCGGCGAGAAGCGGGCCGCAGCUGGGCCGAAGCCGUCCGCGCAAUGGAACGCGGCCUCCUGUACGGAUUUCCGCUGUCUCACUACCUCCUCCAGCAGUGGGCCCCGCGGCUAACAGGCUACGGAGAUAUUGUCUUGGGGCAGCCUGGAGUGCUUCGGCAACUGAACACCAACGAGGACGAAGCCAUUCGAGAGGGGUUCCGAUGCUUCUCGCGACAACAGUUGCUCCGUGCGGUGGUGCUCUAG